GUUAUGUUACUGUUAUAUAACAAUAUUACUAUAUUUAUUUACAUUUUUUAUUAUCACUGAUAAGGAAGUACUCCGGAAUUGACACCAUACUCCAAUUAUUCAACCUUAUCAGCUAUUUUCGUAAAUCUAUUCCAACAUUUUCAGCGGUUUUUGAAUUGAAGUGACGUUACUACUUGUGAAACAAUCAUUUUUCCAGUCCUCAAAAAUAUUCAACAGUUUUAUGAUUUAGAUCAGUUUUGAUUGUUAAUAUCGUACAAUAUUACAUCAAAUAUAUAUUACAAUAACUCACUACAAGUCUUGUAAUAUUUAUUGGUUCACGACCUUGAAAUAGUCGCAAUUUAUUGUUGAAAAGUGGUUAUCCUUGUGCAUACAAUACAAUCUAUCAUUACCGGGUGUAUUGAGCAGUUCAAAACUUUACAGCAUUCAGACUCAGUUCUAAUACGGUACUUCAAUUUGUAGCUUCAAUACAGUACUCUGUGAUAAUAUCCCGUGAAGUCAUUGAAUAUUUUUCUCUGCUUCAUUGUGUGUUGUUUUUGUAAAAUACAAGUUUAGCCUACUAAAAAUGGCUCUGGAAGAUUAUAAAGAUCUAGUCGCUACGGUUGCUAGUGUUACAACGAUUGCUCAAUUUUUUUCACCAGUAUUCAUAUGCAAGGAGAUAAUACAGAAAGGCAACACCAAGGAUAUUGACGCCAUGCCUUUCAUACUACUACUACUACUGUCACUACUAAUGUUGCAACACGGGAUGAUACUCAAUGACCCCGCAAUGAUACCCGUAAAUGUUGCCGGUUUCACCCUGAAUUUCACUUAUUUCGCCAUCUACUAUCUGUACUCACACGAGAGGGACUCGCUUCACGGGAAACUGGCCAAGGGUGUGGCAUUGACGGCCAUCUUGAUAAACUACGCCCAACUGGAGAACGAGAAAAAUGUGGAAUUUCGUUUCGGCAUAAUUGUCACUGUUUUAAUGUUGACAUUGAUCGGAGCUCCCCUGUUGCAGCUGGGCGAUAUAAUCAAGAGACGAAGCACUAAGGGUCUACCUUUCCCUCUGAUAUUCUCUGGGACAGUCGUCACAUUUCUAUGGCUUUUGUAUGGAAUUAUCAUCAAGAACGUAUUCAUACAGUUCCAGAACGUGGUUGGGUUUAUUCUGUGUGCCAUUCAGUUAUCGUUGUUCGCCAUUUUCCCAAAUUCAUCAGAAGAUGAAGACAAAAAGGAUAAGAAGAACUGAUAGAAAUGUCGACAAUCGAUCACAUAUAUCGAUAUUCAAACAAUCGACUAUCGAUAAUUUAUGUAUCGACUAUCGAUAAUUUAUGAAUCGACUAUCGAUAAUUUAUGAAUCGACUAUCGAUAAUUUAUGAAUCGACUAUCGAUAUUAAA
Molecule: messenger RNA, 1371 nt
Organism: Nilaparvata lugens (brown planthopper)
Lineage: Eukaryota; Metazoa; Arthropoda; Insecta; Hemiptera; Delphacidae
Product: sugar transporter SWEET1-like
Exons: 6
Coding region: 563-1222 (219 amino acids)
Biological process (GO): carbohydrate transport
Cellular component (GO): membrane
Molecular function (GO): sugar transmembrane transporter activity
Source: RefSeq, a predicted model, not a curated record